This is a messenger RNA of Anneissia japonica, 2667 nucleotides long. RefSeq lists its product as uncharacterized. The transcript has 10 exons. The record is from RefSeq and is a predicted model, not a curated record. NCBI's taxonomy places the organism in Eukaryota, Metazoa, Echinodermata, Crinoidea, Comatulida, Comatulidae. The coding region runs from base 65 to 1732 and encodes 555 amino acids.
UCUUUACGUAUUAGUGGUGCUCAUUCAGUCCCUGGAUGGCAAUAGAACAAGUCGUAAUUUAACCAUGUCUUCUGAUAAAGGUAGCCCGCCGAUCUACACUCCUCAGACGUCUAGGCUAACGAAAGAUUCCGAUUCCUUUUGGACACGUUUUGGAAGCUUGCCUAUAGUGGAGGCUAUUUCUAAAAAUGUACUUCGGACUUACGAUAGUGUUAAGGCCACACCAGUUGUUGGUAUUGGAAUGCGGAUUGUGGAGGGAACUUGUCAAAGCGUGUUACAAGAAGUAGAAACUUACUCAAAUUCACUUCCAGCGAGGUUUCUAGACGAUGUGGGUUGUGGCUUGUUGUUUGCCGUUGAAAAGAAUUUUCCAAUCGUUCAGAAAACACCAGAGGAGAUCGGCAAGGAUAUUCAAACUAAGGUGAACCAUGGAGCCGAGACAUUCGUUCAGUCAUUAGCUGGGCAACUCGUCCUCUCCGGCCUGGAGUUUGCAGUGUCAGCUUCAGAAUCUGUCUAUAAUAUGAUUGACACGGUUGAGAAAGAGACCGUAAGUCAACCUCAAGAAAGUGAUGGAGAAAUAACACCAGGAGGAGGAAGACAAACGACAAUCGACGAGCUGUGGGGUAUAAAAGAAGAAAAUAAACCAGAAAACCUAUCGAUUAUUCGCAGGUCUUUCCGAAACCUAAGACGCUUUGUCGCAACACCAUUCUAUUUGUUGACAAUGAUAUUAAAAGGAAUCUAUAACUGGGUGAAAGACUUUGACAAUACGUUAGAUCCUGAAAAACGGAAGGAAAUAGAAGGAAGGCGGAAGUUAACAGCAAGACGAUACUAUAGUAAUUCGUUGUCUAGCAGAGUGUUGAAUGCGGUUCCACCACUUAAAUUCGCUUUUAAGAUGGCUGGUAUAAUCGAUAUUAGUAAGCUGCUGUGCCUUACUGGAAAGGAAAGUAUAGAUACAAGUCCUGUAAAGUCAUCCAAUGAUCGUGGAACGAAACGAGGCUAUUCCGAGUACACCAGUGACGACUGUGAAUUCGAUCCAGAUACUUACAAGUCUAGUGAAGAUGAAGAUUAUGUGCCCCCUGCUGACCCUGAAUCCUCUGACAGUGAAGAAUAUAAUGAAGGCGAAACUGAAAGCGACAUUGAAGCAAUAUUAAAAGACGAGCAAUCCGCUCAUUCUUUGGACAGUCUUCCCAAGAACACUAAACGAAUUCCGAAAAAGGUGUCGGCGACAGUUCUUGUGACUACAACAACGGACGUUCCAUCAUCAAAAGAGCAGAUUGACGAUUACUUUACACUUGAACACACAAAGAGCAAAGACCAGAACGUAAGUGGUGGUGGUGACGUUAUUAAUUCAGCGACCAGUGGUGAUGAUGCGGUGACCAGCGGUGAUGAUGUGAUCGAUCCAGUGACCGGUGACGGCUGUGAUUUCAAUCCAGACACAUACAAAUCUAGUGAAGAUGAAGAUUAUGUGCCUCCCGCUGACCCCGAAUCCUCUGAUAGCGAAGAAUAUAAUGAAGGCGAAACUGAAAGUGACAUUGAAGCAAAAUUGAAAGAGGAGCAAUCCGCUCAUUCUAUGGAAGACGGUGUUCCUAAGAAUGCUAAACGAAUUCCAAAGACGUCGACAGUACCCGAUACUCAAACGACUGGCGUUCCAUCAUUAGAAGGGCAGCUUGAUGGCCGUAAACACAUCACGGGUGAACACCUGAAUGUAGGUGGUGGUGAUGUGAUCAAUAAAGUGUGAAGCUUGGCAGGACAGACUAGCAAACAACCAUCACAUCUCCACAUAGAUUAUAAUUGCCAUGUCUUUCUUUCGUUGGUUCUGGUGACUACUUUAUGUGGUGACCGUAUUUUCUUAAUAAAGAUGCUACGAUCUGAAAAUGCAAUACAGUAACAUAAGGCGGACGCGUGUACAUAGGCCCAAUACCAUACACUGAAUAUGUGCAAGAGUGGCAUUAAAUGAUAUUGCAAAUUGUAUAAUAAAAUUAUGUGUUAAUAACAGUGAUAUUAUAAAUAUGUAAUGAUGGCCUAUAAUACUAAGCAAUCAAGAUAGAAUACAGAAAUAAUAGUAAGAAAUUUAUAUAAUGAAGAAAUUUAUAUCUAUAAUAUCUAAUAAUUUCAAAGCCUAAAAAUGACCAGCGCCCUCAAUAGUGUGUAAGAAUACUCUGGUAAAGUAAAAGAAAAGUAACUGUAUAUCAUAAUUGUGUUUAUUGUAUCAUUCACCUCCAAAUUCAUCACGUUUUAUUUAUAAUUUUCAAUCACAAAAUUUAUAAGCAUUUGUCAAUAACAAAAUUUAAUUCCAAAGUUCAACAAAAUUAAAUACAACAAUACUACAUAUAAAAUAAUUUUGAUUAUUUUUUUUUCUAUUCGGAGAAACAUUUAUUACAAAAAAUUGACAAAUAUAAUUUAUAUAAAGUAUACAAAAAUAAAACCCCGAUGGCAGCCUGAAAAAGAAGGAAUACAGCAGUGAAGAGAAACUAAGAAACGACAAAAUACUGUAAAUGCUCGAAUAAGCGCCGCGGCGCUUAUAAGUUAUUUGGAGGCUUCAGUGCGGCGCUUGAGAGCGGCGCUUAUUGAAAAGCGGCUCUUAUAAAACAAAUUUCCUUGUCCGUACCCAUGUUACCUAUUUCACGUUUUUCCGUAGUUCAGUAGGUCCUAUCAUCGUAAAAAAAAAAAAAA